AAACCCUCUCCCGCUGCCCUCCUUCAGUCUCCCUCCCGCCCGGUGCCCGCUUGUACCUUGGUGCCUGCGCCGCCGUCCGACGCCGCCCAGCCGCCCACUGCUGCUUCGAGCCGUCCACAGUCUAGCUUCCAGUUGGAGGAAAUAUUGAAUCUUGCCUGGUAAAACGACCUUGAUUUGUUAGGUGAAUAUAAGUUGUCCAAGGGGAGAAGAUAGUGACGGUUAAAAAAGUGAAAAACAAGGAAGGGAGGAAGGAAAGCUUCACAGUUCACAAGAGGGGAAAGAGGGUUUCAAGUUUCAACACUGCAAGCACAUUGUACUCAUCAGGACCAUUAAAGGUCUUAUUUUUUCAAUUCUCAAGGGUUCAAGCAACUGCAUUUAGAAAGUAGUUAUAAUGGAGAGUGGCGCUGUGAACGGUUCAAAAGAUUCAAAACCUCUGUCCAAGUGCAGGAAGAAGAAUCAAUCCUUGGAAGGGAUUUUCCGGCACGACCUAGAUCUCUGCUCCAGCAAGAAAGACCUUUCCAAAGCCAUUUCUCUCUACGAAUUUGCUCUUUCCAACUCCAUACACCUCAAUCUCUACCAUUUCAAUGUUUUGCUCUACAUUUGCUCCAACACCGCAACCGAGUCUGAAUCUCUCAGAGAUUCGGCUAUUCAGUUCGGAUUCAGAGUCUUCAAUCACGUUCUCUCGAGCAACGUCAAUCCUACGGAGGCUACAAUCACAGCAGCGGCGAGGCUCACGGCUGCCAAAGGCGAUGGGGAUGCCGCUUUUGAUCUGCUAAAAACCAUGCCUAAUUACAAUAUCACUCCAAAGCUUCGUUCGUACAGUCCUGUAUUGAUAUGUUACUGUCGAAGCCUGGAGGCAGAGAAAGCAUAUGGUGUCGAAGAGCACAUGGUUUUGAAUGGUGUCAAUGCAGAAGAACCAGAACUUAUGGCUCUGUUGAAGUUGAGUGUGGAAACUAUGCGAGACAAAAAGGUCUAUGAGUACUUGCAUAAGCUGAGGGCAUCUGUUAGGGGUGUGAGUGAGGCAACGCUGGAGAUUAUUGAAAGCUGGUUUUCUGGAAAUGCUGCUUCGGAUGUAAGUAUUGCGCAUUUGGAUGAUUCUGAAGUUGAAGAUGCUGUUUCUAGGAAUGGUGGUGGCUGGCAUGGACUGGGAUGGAUUGGGAAGGGGAGAUGGAUUGUGCGUAGAGGGAAUAUUGAUUCGAACGGGUGCUGCUGCUGCUGUAGUGAGCAAUUGGUGUGUGUUGAUACCGACAGAGCAGAAACUGAAAAGUUUGCUCAGUCUGUGGCUUCUUUAGCCAUGAAGAGAGAAUCCAAAUCGAAUUUUAAGGAUUUCCAGGAUUGGUUGAACAAGCAUGAUGAAUAUGGAGCUAUAGUGGAUGGAGCAAACAUUGGACUAUACCAGCAAAAUUUUGCAGAGGGUGGAUUUAGUAUUGUUCAGUUAAAGUCUGUUGUAGAAGAAUUAUACAAACAAAACAAUAAAUGGCCGCUUGUCAUUAUGCACAAGAAACGUGUUAGAAUGCUACUUGAGAAUGCUGAAUAUCGAGAGUUAGUCGAACACUGGAUGGCUAAAGGUGUGCUGUACGCAACUCCAUAUGGAUCAAAUGAUGAUUGGUAUUGGCUUUAUGCUGCUGUCCAGUUCAAGUGUUUGAUUGUGACAAAUGAUGAAAUGCGAGACCAUAUUUUUGAACUAUUUGGUAGAAAUUUCUUCCUCAGAUGGAAAGAAAGACAUCAGGUCCGAUAUUCGUUUAAGAAAGGUAUUGCGAGCUUUCAGAUGCCACCUUCUUAUUCUAUAGUUAUUCAGGAAUCUGUUAAAGGAUCAUGGCAUGUACCCCAAUCUUAUGAAACUGGUGAGGAGUCUUCCAGAGUCUGGCUUUGCAUCACCAGGCAAGAUUCUUCUACCGAAUUUGCCACUACUGUAGAUGUUUCUAAAGAUGCUGAAUUACCCAGCAAGAGUUUAGAUAAUGGAACUACUCUCAUUAACGAUAGGAUGUGUGAGAGUUCAAAUCCAUCUCACGCAUUGGGCAAGAGAAAAGACAGAUCUUAGUUAUAGGUGAACUGCUUCUAAUGUUGUUUAUUUAACAUUAACCUGUGUUUUUACUUCUUUUUUUUUUAGUUAAGCUUUGAGGUUUGCAAUUUUGAUAACAAAGAAAAGGAAAUUAAAGACUUUUGCAUAAA
This is a messenger RNA of Impatiens glandulifera, 2172 nucleotides long. Its product is annotated as proteinaceous RNase P 2. Gene Ontology annotation, molecular function: protein binding; ribonuclease P activity. The record is from RefSeq and is a predicted model, not a curated record. The coding region runs from base 392 to 2041 and encodes 549 amino acids. NCBI's taxonomy places the organism in Eukaryota, Viridiplantae, Streptophyta, Magnoliopsida, Ericales, Balsaminaceae. The transcript has 7 exons. Gene Ontology annotation, biological process: tRNA 5'-leader removal.